Messenger RNA from Notolabrus celidotus (New Zealand spotty), 1666 nucleotides. RefSeq names its product transmembrane protein 237b (gene tmem237b). Gene Ontology annotation, cellular component: ciliary transition zone. The record is from RefSeq and is a predicted model, not a curated record. The transcript has 14 exons. NCBI's taxonomy places the organism in Eukaryota, Metazoa, Chordata, Actinopteri, Labriformes, Labridae. The coding region runs from base 191 to 1420 and encodes 409 amino acids. Gene Ontology annotation, biological process: cilium assembly.
GAAGAAGAAAUGUGUGCCACCCGGAAACCCUUCCGGGUCAUGUUUCAGUUCCACAGAGUGUAAAUAUAUGAAGUCAAAGAUUAUAAAAACAGCACUCUACUCACUUUUAAUCGGUUUAAGUGGAUUAAGUAUGUGUACCAGCUGACAGAUGAUUUAAUUUUAUGGUUAUUUAAAGAACAAAAAGAAAAACAUGGCGUCAGGAGGCUCGAAGAAAAUGAGGCCCAGGGAGCUCCCCCCUCUUCCACAGAGAGGACAACGAGCACUUCCCACAAUGCCAAGCCAAGACACAGCUGGAGAUGUACCAGCACCAAAACACAAGAAGAAGAGAGGGAGGAAGGAGACAAAUGGAGUGGAUGAUGUGGAUGAUCAGGGGAUGGAGAUGGGAGGCGUCGGCAGCCGGAGGGAAUCUGAGGUUGGAGAGCAACUCACACUUGAAGCCACAUCAGACGGACCGCCACAGAGGAGGAAGAAGAAAAAGAAAACUACAGUGAUAGAUCUGGAAGAUGACCAAGCCGAACUUGUGAAUGGAGACACUGCGGAUCAGACAACAGAUGGAGAAGAAGUGGUCAAAAAGACAAGGAAAAAGAAGAAAUCAAAAGUCAUUGAAUCACAGCUUCCUGAUGAGCUCGAUGUAGCAGAGGAUGAUAUCGUUACCGACACACCUCCUCCGAUUCCCCAGCAUUCUCUGUUCACGGCCCCGCAGGGUCAGAGCCAGCCGGUGGGGAAAGUCUUUGUGGAGAGGAACAAACGUUUCCAGCCUGCCGACCGCUCAGACUGGAGGAAAACCAGCGUCCAGAUGGAUAACAUCACUGAAUUUCAUCAUGUUCAGCCGCUCUGGACCACCAGAGAUGUUUCUGUCAGAGUACACGAAGGCUUCAGGGUGUUUGGUCUGUACUGUCACGGCUUCCUCGCAGGCUACGCGGUUUGGAACAUAGUGGUGGUGUACAUGCUAGCCGGGCAGCAGCUCACCGCUCUGUCCAACCUGCUGGAGCAGUACCACAGCCUGGCUUACCCCUCCCAGUCUCUACUCUACAUGCUGCUCGCCAUCAGCACGGUGGCUGCCUUCGACAGAGUGAACCUGGCCAAAGGCUCCAUGGCUCUGCAGGAGUUCAUGACACUGGAACCCAUCGCUCUGGCCUCCUUCUUGUAUUUCUCUGCGUUGGUCCUCUCUCUGAGCCAGCAGAUGACCAGCGACAGAAUUAACCUGUACCCCGCCUUCAACGCCACUUUAUGGCCACCAGGGUCAGAGCACCAGAUUCUUCAUCCAUGGGUGACAGUCAACCUUGUGGUGGCUCUGCUGGUGGGGUUGGCCUGGAUAUUCAUUGCUACCCGACCAGAGAAGGACUACACAGAAAGUUAUCUGAAGGCCAUGGAGAUCGAGCCAACCAAACCAGAGGACAAAUCAGAAAUGACCGCCUGAGAAGAAAAAUCUGUAUACCUGCUUAGACACUGAGACUCUACAGCUUUAUUGUCUUUUUGCACACAUUUUUAUGCUGUAAUUUUUUUUACUUUGAACUCUGAAUGUGUUGUAGAUUAUUUUUAUAUUUCUGGAAUGUGAUGUACUGUAUGUGUUGUCUCUUUUAUACAGUUUAUCCUACAAAUCCAGCAGUGUUUCUCUGUUAUUUGAUUGAAUAAAUAAGAUGCUUAUACACCAGAGUGAAGUCAA